AAGCAUUAUCUGUACUAGUUGGCUUACAGGGACAGGGAGGGGUGCGAUUUGCGAUUGAGCCAUUUGGGGAAGAAAUCGAAGGCGGAGGGAGCAUUUUGGAAACCCUAAACUCCUGUCCUGUAUACGGAGAUCCCAAUAAUAAAGAAACGCUCUUUAUAAACCUUAAUUUCACUCUACCAGUACCUCGGACGACAGAAUUUGCACACCGAUCUGAUUCUAGUCUGUCUACUCCCGCGACCUCAUACAGUAUAACAUGAGACAUUCGGUGAAUCGUCCACCCACACCCGAUGUGGGAGAUGAUGAAGAAAAGCAGCCUUCGUUUCAAGAAAUCAUCAACAUCAAGUUGAUUGAGAGUGGGGAAAAGGAACGCUUGAUGGAGCUGCUGAGGGAGAGGCUAAUUGAAUGUGGGUGGAAGGAUGAAAUGCUCGCGCUUUGUAGAGCCUUUAUAAAGAAGAAAGGGCGAAACAAUGCCACUCUUGAUGACCUAAUACAAGUGAUUACCCCAAAAGGCAGAGCGUCAAUUCCAGAUUCUGUUAAAGCUGAGCUGCUACAAAGAAUACGUACUUUUCUGGUUUCAGCUUCUCUUUGAUGUGCGGUGGAUGGGUGUGAGCAGAGUAAGUUAUAUGUGCAAUUAUGGUGUGUUUGCCAUGUCUGAUAUACUUAAGGAGGGAGGUAUUGUUGCAGUAAAAUUGUAAUGGGAGUUGUGUAGUUCCAGUAGCCUUGUGCUAAUUCACAAGUAUAGAUUGAUUGAUUAAUGUUGAUUUAGUACAAGUUAGUUGUGGGGGAGUUUGAGUUUCUCCUCAGUGUAAAAGUACCAAGUGGUGGAAAAUGGAAAUGGAAUAGAGACUUGUCAUCUUUGCUUUA
Molecule: messenger RNA, 864 nt
Organism: Ipomoea nil (Japanese morning glory)
Lineage: Eukaryota; Viridiplantae; Streptophyta; Magnoliopsida; Solanales; Convolvulaceae
Product: transcription and mRNA export factor SUS1
Exons: 5
Coding region: 254-589 (111 amino acids)
Biological process (GO): poly(A)+ mRNA export from nucleus; positive regulation of DNA-templated transcription; regulation of transcription by RNA polymerase II
Cellular component (GO): DUBm complex; nuclear pore; SAGA complex
Molecular function (GO): chromatin binding; transcription coactivator activity
Source: RefSeq, a predicted model, not a curated record